Messenger RNA from Aspergillus heteromorphus CBS 117.55, 3134 nucleotides. It is a transcript of the gene chsA, whose product is annotated as chitin synthase class I. The transcript has 5 exons. The record is from RefSeq and is a predicted model, not a curated record. The coding region runs from base 274 to 3021 and encodes 915 amino acids. Lineage: Eukaryota; Fungi; Ascomycota; Eurotiomycetes; Eurotiales; Aspergillaceae. Gene Ontology annotation, cellular component: cell septum; cell periphery. Gene Ontology annotation, molecular function: chitin synthase activity.
CUCCUGACCCUGACCCGUUUAUUGUCCGAAGGUUCCUGUCGAGAACGCACCACCGCCGGUUCCCCAUCCGCACUACUACCUACGACCUACGUACUCUCCCUCCAUCCUGAAACCCCCGCCUAGCAACGGAGCUCCCACGCUAUCCAAACCACCUGGAAGCUUGCCGAUUCACAUUCCACCGGAACUCCUGGCGCAAUCUCCUGCUCGAUUCCUGGCCAGGAAUUUUCAAGGGGCCCUAGGCGUGCUGCUCUGCCCUAGGCACGGUCGGCCAUCAUGUCCUACAACCGCUUGGGAGAACCUUAUGUGGAGGACGACGGUCACUCCCCAGUCAUGAAUCCUCACCACCUAAAUGCUCGUUCGCCGUCGCCCGGUCGGCCUUUAAACGCCUAUCAGCUGUCCGACAAUCCCUAUGGCAUACAAGAGCACCUGGAGAUGCCCUCCACUGAUCGCCUAGCAGAGCAACCAACGUACUCCGUCGAGAGACUGCCAAACUCCUACCGCCACAGCGAGCUCUACGAAGACCACCACCCGCAGGAAUACCCAGGGCUGGAAUACUCUGUAGACCCGGAGGCACACCACGACGCGUACUACACCCAACCCUACCAGCCGACAGUGCCGCCGCAUGAUGACUACGAUCUGGGGCAGUACCCGGAACAUCAGCAGCCCUACCAGGAUGAUCGCAUCCCCAUCCUACAAGAGCCCGAGAAUCCAUUCGGACCGGAUCCGUACGCGGAUGAGUUCGAGGAAGACACCGUCAUCUCGCCGACACCCGGGCCAGCGCCGGUUCGGCGAUGGAAGACCGUGAAGGAGGUGCCGCUCUUUGAUGGCAAUCUUGUGCUGGACUGUCCCAUUGCCCCCAAGCUGCUCAACCAGGUCCCGCACGCCGAACCUCCCGGUCGAGACGAGUUCACUCACAUGCGCUAUUCCGCCGCCACGUGUGACCCGGCAGACUUCUUCGAGGAGCGGUUCACUUUGCGCCAGAAGCUGUUUGCCCGCCCGCGGCAUACGGAGCUCUUUAUCGCCGUGACGAUGUACAACGAAGACGAUUUUCUGUUCGCCCGGACGUUGAUCGGUGUGUUCAAGAACAUCGAGUACAUGUGCUCGCGGACGUCGAGCAAGACAUGGGGCAAGGACGCGUGGAAGAAGAUCGUGGUCUGUGUCAUCAGCGACGGUCGUGCGAAGAUCAACCCCCGAACUCGUGCCGUCCUCGCGGCGCUGGGAUGCUACCAAGAUGGAAUCGCCAAGCAGCAGGUCAAUGAGAAGGACGUGACAGCGCAUAUCUACGAGUACACGACGCAGGUCGGUCUGGAAUUGAAGGGAACGCAGGUCCACAUGAAGCCCCGCUCUGGCGUGCCCGUGCAGAUGAUCUUCUGCUUGAAGGAAAAGAACCAGAAGAAGAUUAAUUCGCACCGCUGGUUCUUCCAGGCGUUUGGCCGCAUCCUUGAUCCCAAUAUUUGUGUGCUUCUGGACGCGGGUACGAAACCCGGAAAGGAUUCGAUCUACCAUCUGUGGAAGGCUUUUGACGUGGAGCCCAUGUGUGGAGGCGCAUGUGGUGAGAUCAAGGUCAUGUUGUCGCAUGGAAAGAAGCUGCUCAACCCGUUGGUGGCGGGGCAAAACUUCGAGUACAAGCUCAGUAACAUUCUGGAUAAGCCGCUAGAGUCUGCGUUCGGGUUCAUCUCGGUGCUGCCGGGUGCUUUCUCCGCCUACCGCUAUGUUGCUCUACAGAACGACAAGAACGGACAAGGUCCGCUGGAGCGAUACUUCCUGGGAGAGAAGAUGCACGGUGCUAAUGCCGGUAUUUUCACGGCGAACAUGUACCUAGCCGAGGAUCGCAUUCUGUGUUUCGAAAUCGUGUCGAAGCGUAACUGCCGCUGGCUGCUGCAGUACGUCAAAUCCUCCACCGGCGAGACGGACGUGCCGGAUCGGAUGGCGGAGUUCAUUCUCCAGCGUCGUCGUUGGCUGAACGGUAGUUUCUUCGCCGCGGUUUACGCCAUCGCGCACUUCUGGCAGAUCUGGCGGAGUGACCACAGCUUCAUCCGGAAGUUUAUGUUGAUGAUCGAGUUUGUUUACCAGACGAUCAACAUGCUGUUCGCUUGGUUUGGCAUUGGCAAUUUCUUCUUGGUUUUCCACAUCCUGACGGCGUAUCUGGGUGACUCCACCCUGUUGGGCACUGUUGGCAAAGUGCUUGGCGUGGUUUUCGAGUGGCUCUACCUCGCGACCUUAGUGACGUGCUUCGUUCUGGCCCUGGGAAAUCGACCCGGCGGGUCAAACAAGUUCUACAUGUCGAUGGUCUAUUUCUGGAUCUGCAUCAUGAUCUAUCUAGCAUUUGCCACAGUAUUCGUGACCGUGAAAUCGAUCGAGGAGCAGGUCGAGGACAAUGGGUUCACUUUUUCGGAUCUGUUCACCAACUCGACGUUCUUUUCGGUCAUCGUGUCUCUGGGAUCGACAUACGUCAUGUGGUUCCUUGCCUCGUUUAUCUUCAUGGAUCCCUGGCACAUGUUCACCUGCUUCAUCCAAUACAUCCUCCUCACACCGACCUACAUCAACGUGCUCAACAUCUACGCUUUCUGUAACACGCACGACAUCACCUGGGGAACCAAGGGCGACGACAAGGCCGAGAAACUGCCAUCCGCCAGCCUGAAACCCGGUGGCAAAGUCGACGUCAACAUCCCGCAGGACGAUGGCGACCUGAACGCACAGUACGAAGCGGAGCUGACCAAAUUCGCCAACAAGCCCCCCAAGGAGGAGAACAACGUCUCCGAAGAAGAGCGCCAGGCCGACUAUUACAAGGGAUUCCGCAGUGCGGUCGUCCUUGUCUGGGUCUUCUGCAACUUCGCCCUCGCCGCCGUCGUGCUCAGCGCCGCCGGUCUCGAGACCUUCAGCAACGACAACGACACCACCGAGAACACGCGCGCCACCAUCUACAUGGCCGUCGUGCUGUGGAGUGUGGCCGGCUUGUCCAUGUUCAAGUUCCUCGGUGCGAUGUGGUUCCUGGUUGUGCGCAUGUUCCGCGGUGUUUAAUCCGGUGUUUGGGUUUGGGUUUGGCUUGUCUACGAUACGGAUAAGAUAGAUAUUUUCAUGGUUGACGGAUACACAUUGGAUGCAUGACCCCCCCCCCCUUCCUUGCAUACCGC